Molecule: messenger RNA, 885 nt
Organism: Didymodactylos carnosus
Lineage: Eukaryota; Metazoa; Rotifera; Eurotatoria; Philodinida; Philodinidae
Source: the annotation of a GenBank genome assembly
AUGUCUCGUUAUGCAAGAUCCAAUAGUUCAAGACCCUUUUAUCGUGUCAAAGUGAUUAAUGGUGUGUGUCCUGAUGAGAUUACAGAUAAUUCAAUUCAUUAUUUACUAAAUGUUUUAAAUUGUACACCUCAAGAUAAAUUUAAAAUCACUAAUAAUGGUGAAAUUUCAACAGUAAAAACGUCUGAUUUAACAAAUAUAGAAAAUAAACAACAAAAAGAAACAAAUGAAAAUCUUGAACCAAAAUCAAAAAAUGGUUUUAAUGCUGUUCAAUUAUCUAUUGAAUUACAAAAGAAAAUGCUCAAUUUGAAAGCAUCGUUUAUCGAUGCCAGUGGUCGAAAUGUAAAUUAUAUUCGUUUACGUAAAAGUUCAACUUAUGUUGAUUAUUAUGAUAUUGAACAUGGAAUAUUAAGAGGUAAUAAACCACAUUCAAAUUGUACUCAACGCCAUUUUACCUAUAAUGAUCCAAGAGCCAAGUAUUCCAUGAGAAAGUGUGAUCCAAGGAUACAUUUUGCAUUAAAUUGUGGAGCGAAGUCUUGUCCACAAAUUGCAAUUUAUUCCUCAACAAAUCUUGAAAAAGCUUUAAACAUGGCCACAACAAGUUUUUGUAAUGGUGAAGUGGAUAUUGUAUUAGAUAAUCAAGAAAUCAGAAUGUCAAAAUUAUUUCUAUGGUAUCGUAGUGAUUUUGGACGAUCAGAAACAGAAGUUCUAAGAUGGAUAGCGAAGUAUAUCGAUGAACCAAAGCAAUCGUUGUUAAAAACUCUCUUAGAUAAACAAGGUGCAAGAGAAGGACUUCGAAUAUCCUAUAAGACAUACGACUGGAUGUUAAAUAAUCAUGAUGGAGAAGCACCGGUGGAUUUAACAGUAGACAAAUCGUUAAUGGAUUAA